CCGCUGCGCCUAUCAUGAAUCCCUUCGAUCUUCCCGAUGCCACUUAUCAACCACCACCACCGGCUUAUAGUGAACAAGAGUUUGAUCAGAAGGUCUCGACGGCAUUGAGCCUUUCUCGUGAAGCUCACGGCAACGUUCGACCUGCUGCUGAUGAUGAUGAAUGGGAACCAUACGAUCCUGCGGCAUUCGAAGCUGCAGCAGCCGCCUAUGAGUCUAAGCAAAAGAAACAGGCGAUUGAAGCUACCCCGCAGCAGCUGGCUGGCCCAUCUGCUGCACCAACGUUUUCGUCGCAACACCAUCCACAGGCUUCUUCCUCGUCCCAACCCGCUCCGACUCAACCAUUGCGAAUCCAUAAAAAAAAUGGUCCAUCACAGGAUCUGAAGGCGACACCAGAGAAGAAGAACGAACCAAAGUGGAUAGCCAGUGAGCAGCCAACUACUUCAGCUUCGUCAAAUCCAUCGAAUCAGCCCUACAACCCAUACGAUGGUGACGAUAUUGCACCCCCACCGUUUAUGGAGACAGCGCCCGAAAUAUCCUUGCACCCCCAAUCCAAUGGCGAAGAAUUCGAUCCAUACACACUAUUUCCUUCUUCCCCGUCCCCAUCCAGUAUUCAGCGCCCCCCAUCGAGGCCACGGCCUGACGUUACGGCUAUAGCAAACGAGUGCAAUGCAACGUCAGCACACCAAUACAACCGUUCAACUUUCACUGCGUCUGGUCCGCCGAGCGCUUACCGACAAUCGAUGCCUGCUUCACCCACCACUCCUCCAGCACACAGAGAACACCGACCACACAGUGAAAUCUCACCGCGAACAACCGCCAAUUCGACCCACUUCAUGGCUCAGUCGCCUGACGAUCCAAAUCGUGCCACGCAGCAGCCUCGGACGUUCUCUUCUUCAGGCUCGUUCCUGAAUUUCAAUCCAUCGAUCGCGUAUGGAAAGAGUCCGCCACGGCAACCCCAAUUCACCCCAAUGCAAGGGCCGCAAGAGACCCCAGUCUUUUCUGCGGCAGCCUUCUACAAUGCGGCUGUUUCCGCUCACAUGCAAUACACCCCUCGAACAUCAGGCAGGGCCACAGGAGGCAUUGUACCUACUACGGCCGCAUCCUAUGGCCCCCUGCCAGGAUCGAACCACAUAUCACCUCAGCCCCUUUCUAACGGACGGAUAAACGGAUGGUCCUCUUCUAACCGCCCAAUGUCCGUGGUCUCAAUGGAAAGCUAUUACAGCGACCAGAAUGACGCGCAACUAGGACAAUACUGCAUGAAUUCUAUACCACCAUCUGUGAACAAUAAUUGGCAGCAUUACCAACGAUAA
Molecule: messenger RNA, 1310 nt
Organism: Coprinopsis cinerea okayama7#130
Lineage: Eukaryota; Fungi; Basidiomycota; Agaricomycetes; Agaricales; Psathyrellaceae
Exons: 3
Coding region: 15-1310 (431 amino acids)
Source: RefSeq, a predicted model, not a curated record